AUGAGAGACUUUACGGAAUGCCAUGAUGAUUUCGCCCACCAGCCGCCCGAUGGACUUUUAAAACCUCACUCCUUUACCUGGCUUGGUGUCAUCCAUUAUGUGCACGUUACAACCGGCCUUCCACAUCACAAUAAAGCACCACGUGUAGUUCUCAUCCAUAAACAUUUCGCUAUGGGCACUUCCAUGGAUUUGCUGCGAGUGCCAAAAAAUUACAAACUCGGUAACGUUAUAUUCGGUGAUUACGAGCGAGAUGAAGAGGAUUGUGGUUUGACGAAAUCACAAAUUCACAUGGGGCUUCAGUGCCCGGGCGCAUAUAUAGAAAUGCCCUUCUCUGAUAUCAUUCCGCAUCCGGAAUUCUCAAGAUUUGGUGUAGGAAACAGUCUGGCUCUCGUCAAACUACUUCGACCCUUGAAAUCACUUUACGCUGUACCAAUUUGUUUACCAAGUUUGGAAGAGCGGCAAAGAAAGAAAAGAACUAAAGUCGUAUUUCUUGUAGACUAUGUCAGUGGUGUCCCAAGAGACUUCACAGUAGAGAAAAUGGCCAAAAAGUCAUUAAAAUUGUAUACUCAUAGAGACUGCAAAAGACAUCGCUUGAAAUCGAGGCUUGGCAGCGAAGGAGUAAGUCACGUUCUCUGUUCCUCGGGAUGCGGAGUACGAACCGGAGCUCCAAUUGUCACCCAUUCAAUGGUUGGUAACUUCGAGCUGAUGGGUUUAGCGGCAGCCUCAGUCCCGUGCGCCCGGCGCGCGCAACGUCAACGGCUCAACGCACAGCCGCCCGUCUAUAUCGAUGUAUACCCCUACUCAUCUUGGAUCAUCAACACCGUCACCGCACACAUACUACCUUUGCCAUACCCUAAUAAGGUUACGCUCACUGAUGCUGGAGUUAAAGGGGGUUAUGCUAAAGGUUUUCUCAGAAGAAGAAAAGAAGUCCUUCAAGGGUGGAAGGGUCGCAAUUAUGUGUGCGGAAACUGGUGUUAUAAAAGCGAGCACAAGAAAAAUAGGUUAGCAUUCUUCUACUCGGAAAAAUUUCAGAUAAACGGUAACCCACCUGGCGUGAUGAACAUUUUUUUCCAAUUAUCCGCCGGCUUGGAAACAACAAUACUCUGCGUGAAUAUGCUAUUUCCUAACCGAUGGGCGGAUCCAAAAAUCCAAGGUGUAGGUGGCUACAAUAUCUCCAUUGAGUUCAGUACCGAUCGGUUCCCUUAUAAUUUCUAUUAUACUGUCGGUAUCUACGGCAGGAAUACUACUUACACUGACAUGGAAGAUUGGCAUCUCGAAAGAAAUGAACGUAUCUGGUAA
Molecule: messenger RNA, 1299 nt
Organism: Hyposmocoma kahamanoa
Lineage: Eukaryota; Metazoa; Arthropoda; Insecta; Lepidoptera; Cosmopterigidae
Exons: 10
Coding region: 1-1299 (432 amino acids)
Biological process (GO): proteolysis
Molecular function (GO): serine-type endopeptidase activity
Source: RefSeq, a predicted model, not a curated record